This is a messenger RNA of Scaptodrosophila lebanonensis, 2466 nucleotides long. RefSeq names its product ionotropic receptor 21a (gene Ir21a). Gene Ontology annotation, molecular function: ligand-gated monoatomic ion channel activity. The record is from RefSeq and is a predicted model, not a curated record. Gene Ontology annotation, cellular component: membrane. Bases 1 to 2466 code for a protein of 821 amino acids. NCBI's taxonomy places the organism in Eukaryota, Metazoa, Arthropoda, Insecta, Diptera, Drosophilidae. The transcript has 6 exons.
AUGUGGAAGCUCCUAUUGGUGCAAAUAUUGUUCAUUAACCAGUGUGCUGGCAUAAAUGGAUAUUAUGAAUUAGGCGAGAGCAGAAUUGUGAAGGACAACUUCACUAACAAAUGCUUUAGUCAACCAAUUAUCAAGCAGCAUCAUGGUGCUUUUAAUGAAAGUCGAUAUAAACGUCGCAUUGAUACGACAUUUUACGGAAAUCCAAAACCGCGGGCUGAGUUAUUGGUCAGCAAAUUCCAUAUAAAUGCAUACAACUUUGACCAGACAAACUCCCUCGUGGCUUUGGUUAACAAGAUAGCUGAGGAGUACUUGAGGAAGUGUCCUCCCGUAAUAUACUAUGAUAGUUUCGUCGAAAAAUCAGAUAGCUUAAUAUUAGAAAACCUUUUUAAGACUAUUCCUGUUACGUUUUAUCAUGGCGAAAUCAAUUCGCGCUAUGAAGCUAAAAAUAAAAAAUUCACCAGCCGCAUUGACGUCCACUGCAAGAGUUAUAUUCUAUUCCUCUCUGAUCCAUUGAUGACGCGAACGAUUUUGGGCCCCCAAACAGAAAGUCGAGUGGUGCUUGUGUCACGAUCUACACAGUGGAAACUUCGUGAUUUUUUGUCCUCUGAAAUGUCGUCGAACAUUGUUAAUCUGUUGGUUAUUGGGGAGUCACUCAUUUCUGAUCCGCUACGAGAGCGUCCUUAUGUAUUGUACACACAUAAACUUUAUACCGACGGUCUCGGAUCGAAUACGCCCGUGGUCUUGACCAGCUGGAUAAAGGGUGCGUUAUCGCGACCACACAUUAAUCUUUUCCCACCAAAGUUUGUAGAUGGAUUUGCUGGUCAUCGCUUUCAAGUCUCCGCUGCCAACCAACCCCCUUUUAUGUUUCGUAUACGAACCCUCGACUCAAGCGGCAUGGGUCAACUUCGUUGGGAUGGUCUAGAAUUUCGUUUGCUAAAUAUUAUAUCAAAGCGGCUAAAUUUCUCGGUUGAUAUAACUGAGACACCAAUGGGUGCCUACUCGCGUAGUGUUACCGACAAUAUUCAGAAUCAAAUUUUGCGCAGAACGGUUGAUAUUGGAAUGUCAGGCAUUUACAUUACCGAGGAGCGACUGCGUGAUACAGAUAUGUCAGUGGGACAUUCUCGCGACUGCGCUGCAUUUAUAACGUUGGCUUCUAAGGCACUCCCAAAAUAUCGCGCUAUAAUGGGACCGUUUCAGUGGCCCGUUUGGGUUGCUCUAAUUUGUGUUUAUUUGGGCGGAAUUUUCCCUAUUGUAUUUACGGAUCGUUUGACUCUCCGCCACCUACUUGGCAACUGGGGAGAGAUUGAGAACACGUGCUGGUAUGUCUUUGGCAUGUUUACAAACGCCUUCACAUUCACGGGCAGGUAUUCCUGGAGUAAUACCCAAAAAAACUCAACACGUCUGCUAAUUGGCGCUUAUUGGCUCUUUACAAUUAUAAUCACAGCGUGCUACACAGGAUCAAUCAUAGCGUUUGUUACACUGCCAGCAUUUCCAGAUACCAUUGAUUCUGUACUUGAUCUGCUAGGCUUGUUCUUCCGAGUUGGCACGCUAGAUAAUGGUGGUUGGGAAACUUGGUUCCAAAAUUCUACACACAUACCCACUUCAAAGCUAUUCAAAAAAAUGGAGUUUGUCGGCACUUUGGAGGAGGGAAUUGGAAAUGUUACGCAAAGCUUUUUCUGGAACUAUGCCUUUUUGGGAUCGAAGGCACAGCUUGAGUACUUGGUUCAGUCCAACUUUUCGGACGAAAACAUUUCUCGACGGUCAGCGCUACAUCUCAGCGAAGAAUGCUUUGCACUUUUUCAAAUUGGGUACCUCUUCCCACGUGAAGCUGUAUAUAAGCGUAAGAUCGACUCAAUGAUUUUACUAGCACAGCAGAGCGGUCUUAUGACGAAGAUCAGUAACGAGGUCAGCUGGGCCAUGCAGCGAUCGGCGACGGGCCGUUUGCUGCAGGCAAGCUCAUCAAGCGCUUUGCGCGAGAUAAUACAGGAAGAGAGACAGUUGACUACAGCCGACACGGAAGGCAUGUUUCUGCUUAUGGGAAUCGGAUAUUUACUUGGAGCAAUUGCCCUAUUAUCUGAAAUUGUAGGAGGUAUAACCAACAAGUGCCGACAAAUUAUAAAACGUUCCCGCAAAUCUGCCUCCAGUAGUUGGUCAUCCUCAUCGCGCCCCGAUCCGGGCAUACAGCGUACGUCGGAAGAGCAGCAAAGACAUGAUGAACGGAAAGCAGCACGCCGAGAUGCAGCCGAUAGCGAAAACAAAAGAUUUGGAAUGCGCGAGUUCAAUCUAACUCGUACAACUUUGCGAGAACUUUAUUCUAAUUACAAUAGAUCGGAUCCAAAUUACCUAGUUAGGGAUGGUCAGCUGCUGGUUGAGAAUGAAGCACCAGUCUCCUCAACAUCCAACUCCCGUGCAUCCAGCGGGGAAUUGCCAUCCUAUUUACAUACGCGAACCCGAGCUACACUUUAA